Messenger RNA from Botrytis fragariae, 246 nucleotides. RefSeq lists its product as uncharacterized. The transcript has 4 exons. The coding region runs from base 1 to 246 and encodes 81 amino acids. The record is from RefSeq and is a predicted model, not a curated record. NCBI's taxonomy places the organism in Eukaryota, Fungi, Ascomycota, Leotiomycetes, Helotiales, Sclerotiniaceae.
AUGCGACGGUGUCAACAAAAUGAGCAACGCGCACAAUCAAGAUUGGAAAUAUACACUCAAGGACCUUCAAAUUUCGACCACCUCAACAACCCCAUCACUCUUCCAACUGUACGAAACACAACCAUAACCUUCAUAUUCAUCAAAGAUCUUUACAAAAGACCAAAACUGUUUUUUUCAAAAACUGCAUCGACUGAACAGAUCGCCGUUACACAUACACAAUUUUCCAAGUUGAAGAUCGGAAUGUAA